Fundulus heteroclitus (mummichog) is the source of this 1047-nucleotide messenger RNA. It is a transcript of the gene cd79b, whose product is annotated as CD79b molecule, immunoglobulin-associated beta. The coding region runs from base 104 to 715 and encodes 203 amino acids. Lineage: Eukaryota; Metazoa; Chordata; Actinopteri; Cyprinodontiformes; Fundulidae. Gene Ontology annotation, biological process: B cell differentiation; B cell receptor signaling pathway. The transcript is spliced from 5 exons. Gene Ontology annotation, cellular component: external side of plasma membrane; B cell receptor complex. The record is from RefSeq and is a predicted model, not a curated record.
UCACAAAGCAACAGUCGCACCUUUUUCAGACUGCAGAGAGACUUCCACACACUCGCGGUGUCGCCUGCUGAAUCAAUUUUCUUUUUUCUUUUUGCAUGUCAUCAUGCGUUGGACUAUAGCUGGAUGCUGUGGGUUUGUGUUGAUAAGUCUAUCAGUCGCUCUGCAGAUCAGCCAGAAACCCAGGUUCUAUGGAUUAAGACCAGGUGUCAAUGUGCCUGUUUACUGCACGUUCUCAGAUCCAACGCCGAAAAUCCCCGUGAAGUGGUUCAAGGCUGAACACUUUGACGCAAACAGGGAAGAGAUUGGCCAAAAUGAGAGGAUUCGGUUUUGGAAACGAUCUAUGGUUGAGAAUUCAUUGCUUAACAUCAAAGCAAUUACUUUAGAGGACGGCGGAGUGUACUUCUGCUCAAUGAAUGGCACUUGGGGACCUGGAACUGAAAUACAAGUAGCCAGACCCUUUGAUCUUACCAAAGCCCAGUACAGAACCCAGAUGAAGGACGGCCUAAUUGUACUGCAGGGCCUGCUGCUGGCUGUUUGUAUCGCUGCUUUUCUGUUACGUAAACAAAAACUGGUGAAAGAUAAUGACAGCCUAUAUGAAGAACCUGAAACCGACCACAUCUAUGAGGGCUUGGCCAUCGAGACAUGCGGAGAAGGUCUGUAUGAAGAUCUCACUGCGUACGCUCGGGCUGAAGGAGCCGAGGCCCCGUGGGAGUGAGCCUGACACCUCGUUGAGACACGUCUAUCAGUUGUGCAGUGACACCAGCGGGCGGAGUCCUUGUUGGCCCCCGUUCGGCUGUCAAUAUAUCUGUUUUACCCACAAUGGUGCAAUUUUUGUUAGUUGCUAAAGCAGUUCAUUGCUACAUUUUCCAGCUUUUGGCUCACAAAAUAAAAGCAGCUGACGGCUGUGACCCAACGUUUGCUGCAGGACGUAAACAUCACCGAUAAACAAAUUAAAAGGGACAUAAAGGCAAUUCAAACGACAACAAAGAACCACCGGUGGUGCAUGCUGCAUCAAUGCAUAAAUGGUUCCCCCUCUGUGUUUUUUUU